CAAUAGCUCUGUGUUUGUAUGUAGUUGAAAGGAGUAAGGCGCACUAAAAUGUUAUUUAACAUCGGAAACUGAGUUUAUUUUGAGAAGAUGGCUGAAAGGAAGGCCGUGAAUAAGUAUUACCCUCCUGACUGGGAUCCAGCAAAGCAGGGCUCUGUGAAUAAGAGAGUUGGCCAGCACCCGCUCAGAGAUCGAGCUCGUAAACUUAGCCAAGGCAUCUUGAUUAUCAGGUUUGAGUUGCCUUACAACAUCUGGUGUGAUGGUUGUAACAACCCAGUUGGGAUGGGCGUAAGAUACAAUGCUGAGAAGAAAAAAGUGGGCAAUUAUUACAGCACACCCAUUUACAAGUUCCGCAUGAAAUGUCAUCUGUGUGAUAGCCAUUUCGAAAUACAGACGGACCCAAAGAACCAUGACUAUGUUGUUGUGUGUGGAGCCAGACGAAAAGAGCAGCGAUGGGACCCUCAUCAAAAUGAGCAGAUUGUUCCAGAGGACAAGGCUACCCAGAAAAAAUUGGCCACUGAUGCCAUGUACAAACUGGAGCAUGGAUCUGAUGAUCAGCAGAAGAGCAAAUUAGCUCGCCCGAGCCUCGGACAGCUGCAGGGAAGCAGGGGACAGUGGAAGGAUGACUAUCUGCUCAACAAACUUGCUAGGAACAAGUUUAGGUCAGAAAAGAAGGCUAUUCAAGCAAAACAAGCCGGUGAUAAAGGUUUGCUUCAGAAGUCAUCACUGGAUAUAACUCUGGUAGAGGAGACAGACGAGGAUAUCCAGCUAGCUGGAUUACUCAAGUACAGGACAACAGAGUCUUUUGAUGAAACACAGAGACGGAAAAGAAAAGAAAUAGAGAGCAGGCCAUUCUUUGGUGAACGUGGUACAUCACAAGUUGGCACUUCGUCCAUCCAGUCUCUGCCAAAGAGCAAAAUAACACCAGAGGGUAAAAUUGAAGAGCAGAAAAAAAGACUAGGAAUUGUGAUCAGCAGUCAGACACCAAGCCCAUUCAGUGAAAGACAACAAAAGCAAUUUCGUCAACCCUCUGUAACUUUGAUUAAAUCUUCCAUUCCAAAAGAAACCACUGAACAGAAACUGGAUUUGAACCUGGCCAAAACUGUCAGGUCACAUCAGCCUGGUAAUGAGGACAUAUCUGAUAGGAACCAACAGAGCAGUGCAUUACGUUCUCUUAUAUCUGAAUAUGCUGAAAGUGAUGAAAGUGCUGAAAACUAAAACCAAAGGUAUUUAUAUGAAAAUAAAGGAUGUUUUUUGUUAAUGGUGCCCUUGUUCUGGCUUGUACAUGUAUGUGGUUAUGUGAUUUUCUUACUGAAAGGAACAUAAUAUAGCCGAUAUCACGCAUUGGAUUUAUACUUUGAAUAAGGGAUUAUUCUUCUGUGCUUGGGAAUAGUCCAGCUACCAGACAUUGAUUCCACGAAGGCCGUAAAAAUCUGAAAUCUGAUUUUUACGAAAUUAGGAACACUUAAGAAUUGUUCUGUUAAGAUAAAAUUAAAUCAGAGUGACU
Messenger RNA from Liolophura sinensis, 1504 nucleotides. RefSeq names its product probable splicing factor YJU2B. Gene Ontology annotation, cellular component: post-mRNA release spliceosomal complex; U2-type spliceosomal complex. Gene Ontology annotation, biological process: mRNA splicing, via spliceosome. The transcript is spliced from 7 exons. Bases 88 to 1215 code for a protein of 375 amino acids. NCBI's taxonomy places the organism in Eukaryota, Metazoa, Mollusca, Polyplacophora, Chitonida, Chitonidae. The record is from RefSeq and is a predicted model, not a curated record.